Molecule: messenger RNA, 363 nt
Organism: Cylicostephanus goldi
Lineage: Eukaryota; Metazoa; Nematoda; Chromadorea; Rhabditida; Strongylidae
Source: the annotation of a GenBank genome assembly
AUCAAAAUUGUUAACGGCGAGCAUCGGAUAGGCGUGUAUGCUAGCCGUCACAUAUUAUUCGGUGAAGAACUUCUGUUUGACUAUAACUACGGUCAGACAUGGAACAAAUUUGUGCCGAUUGAGAAGAGCAUCAAAGCCCAAGCCAACCGCGGUACUCCUGAUAGUGAUUGUAGCCGAACUGCUGGAUCGCAGAAUAAACCUGAGAAGUUGAGGAGAUCCUUGCUCAAGAAAACGUUGAAAGGUGAACCGAGACUUUCUGAAACGAAGAGUGAACCCGCGUUGCAUGAGGAUCAUGGUCCUGCCCCACAUAACAAAGUUGGAAGGCCAAAAGGCCGUGUAAGUGCAGCACAUAAGAAAGCAUAG